GACUCCCAUCGGCGGUCGACCUUGUGUUCCCGCUUAUCCAAUCCGACCGCCAAACUCGCCUGGAGAGGAAAGCACGAAGCAUGUCUGCGCGAGCCGGCGGCCGGGGUAAGAAGCGGGAUAUCGUCCCUGCGGACACUCAUGGGCAGGAAAGGGGUCAACGACAUGUCCCCAACUUGAAGGCGAAGAGGCUAUCUGACGAAGGCGACGACGACAACGUCUUCACGACGGAGGAAGAGGGAGCAAACGACACCGUGUCGGCACUUCCGGGGAGUGGUCGCCAACGAUCAUCAGAUCAGAGCAUUGCGAGGAGAUUGCUGACGCCUCCACUGGAGACGCAACACAUGCGUGCCCGCUAUAACCCCAAGGCGAAGGAGGUUGUUGUCGACGUCGGCGGUGAGGAUGACGAGCCCUUGGAAAGCUGUCCACAGCGCAAUGCUGUGAUGCACGGUGCCACGACUACGACAAUCAGGGCACGCGGCGCAACUAACGAAAGGCCACCUCAGAGUGGGCUGGCCUCCACGCCAUCUCAGUCACGUCCGCUCAACACGGUUGAUGAGGGAGGCUCAAUAAAACAUGACGGAGGGGGGGAAGUCCAACAAGAAGCGCGGCUGGGGGGGGGGGGGGGGUCGUUGCUGCGGGUUGAUGACAAAGUGUUCUGGACAACGGGGGAGGGGGGAAGACUGUAUAACAUCGUCCACGAAACACGGGAGUACUCUGUCGCCAUCGUCAGCGGUCUGCAAGCGCUUGUCGUCCCUCAGAGCGUCGUCAUGCGAAAAUCCUCCACGAAGCUAACAAGGAUUGUCGAACCCGCACAACUGCCGCAGGUGAUCUCCCGUGUGGCGGCAAUGGAGAAUAUUGCUCUGCCCGUCUUGCAAGGCUGGAUCUUCAAGUCCAGGAACUGCCCCCGAGGAUACAAUCUCGCUUUCCAGUACGCGUUGGAGUCGGUGGCGACGGGCAUUGCGCGUGCCAUGUGGUACGACGAGGAGUGGAGCAACGUCGUGAGUGUGGUCGUUUGCGCGCAGACAAUUGACCUGUCCAUGGACUUGCCACUGCGGUUCACGGGCACGAACAUCGAGGACACAUCGGAGGACGACGACAUGGCGGCGUACCAGGAGUCCACCGUCAUAUGCAUCACGCAUGCAUUCUGCGCCGCGGUGCAAAUGGGUGCGAACGUCGACGGCGGCUUCAUCUCACACGACCGUCUCUCAAGGGUUGAUGGUUGCUUCAGGCUUUUGUUGGCGGCCGGCAUGUGGUUGAUGCGCAUGGCAGGAGACGAUCUGCGUAGCCACUACGAAGCCUUUUACUUUGCGAAGCUGGUCUCGAAGCCCACUCUCGUCGCGUCCAUGCAUCGCUGAUCAGUCAUCCAAGCCACAAACGUC
Messenger RNA from Chara braunii, 1379 nucleotides. The record is from the annotation of a GenBank genome assembly. Lineage: Eukaryota; Viridiplantae; Streptophyta; Charophyceae; Charales; Characeae.